Messenger RNA from Corythoichthys intestinalis (scribbled pipefish), 429 nucleotides. It is a transcript of the gene sst1.1, whose product is annotated as somatostatin 1, tandem duplicate 1. The record is from RefSeq and is a predicted model, not a curated record. Bases 46 to 387 code for a protein of 113 amino acids. The transcript has 2 exons. Lineage: Eukaryota; Metazoa; Chordata; Actinopteri; Syngnathiformes; Syngnathidae. Gene Ontology annotation, molecular function: hormone activity. Gene Ontology annotation, biological process: regulation of cell migration. Gene Ontology annotation, cellular component: extracellular region.
GCCUCCGCCCGCAUCCCGACACUUUGACACGAGGACACGGUGAGGAUGAAGAUGCGUUGGCUAUGGUCUCUCUGCCUAUUGGCACUACUGCUGGUGGCCUGCGUCUCCUCGGCAGCACUUGCGCGCAGUAACGCCGGCCGCGGCGGAACGCUCGCUUCCUAUAAACAGGAUCUUCUGGGCUCGUCCCUGACGGAGGUCCUGUUGGACGACCUCCUCCGGAUGGAGAACGAGGCCGCGGAGGAGGAGGAGGAGCCGGGACGCGACGGGGAGGAAGAAGCCCGGGAGCGGCGAUCCCACGUCGACGGCGCUCUCGGCGCGCUGGUGGGGGCUCGCGAAAGAAAAGCGGGUUGCAAGAACUUCUUCUGGAAAACCUUCACGUCCUGCUGAGCCUGCGGCUCUGUUCUUCUUUGCUUUCGUGGUCUUUUCCAC